Messenger RNA from Crotalus tigris (Tiger rattlesnake), 4196 nucleotides. RefSeq names its product NACHT, LRR and PYD domains-containing protein 12-like. The record is from RefSeq and is a predicted model, not a curated record. Lineage: Eukaryota; Metazoa; Chordata; Lepidosauria; Squamata; Viperidae. Bases 143 to 2089 code for a protein of 648 amino acids. The transcript has 14 exons. Gene Ontology annotation, cellular component: cytoplasm.
GCACUGUUGAAAAUGAAAGUGCUUUUAACAGGAGGCCUGCGAAGGACAGCAUUUUAUUGUCUGCUUACCAAUACGGGACCAAUUUAGUUUCAGACCUUAUUUUUUGCCACAAAAAGGUCAGAUAUAAUCUAUCAUAACUGACAUGAACAGCAUUGCGAGAGAAGAUCUUUACAGAGCAUUGAAUGACCUCCUUGAGGAGCAAUUUGAAGAAUUUAAAUGGCGGCUAAUAUGUAUUGACCACAGUGGAAAGCCAAACAUUCCUCCAGCUUCAUUGGAGAAAGCUAAUCGACAAGAAGUUGUAGAUCUUCUGAUUCAAAAUUAUGUGGAAGGUGCUCCAGAAGUGUGCAUUCGUGUCCUUCAAAAAAGCAAUAUAAAUGAUGUUGCUAAAAAACUUGAAGAAACUUUACAGAAAGUUGCAGAUGCUGAUGCUCCCCAACCACCAGAUUCAUCAGAACUGAUGAUCCUGGCCUAUUGCUUACAACAUUGCCAGAAUUUGCAGAAGCUCUGUGUUCGAGGCCCUACAUCUAUAUAUCCAACAGAGAAAGAAAUGUUUCUUCUAGAACAUAGGCAAUGUGGUUUGGAUGAAGUAUGUAUGGAAGAUUUCUUUCAAUCACUGACAAAGCUGAGAAACCUAAGAGUCCUGAGAUUGGAAAAAUGGUCCUUUACACAGUCCUGCAGCAAGCAACUUGUUGAAGUCUUUAAGACAAACCAGAAGUUGAAGGAGUUUAAUUUAUUCCUCAAAGACACAAAUGAGAGAGCAAUGGAAUUACUGUGUGAGGGGCUCCGACAUCCAGACUGUGAAAUAGAAAUACUAGAGGUUGGUGGAGAGGCCAUGACCGAAUAUCUUGCAGAAGUAUUCAGAAGAAACCAGAGUUUAAGAGAUUUAAAGUUGUGGCUAUUCUGUCCAAAAUACAGAGUAGUGAGAAGUCUGUGUGAGGGGCUCCAGGACCCAGACUGUAGAGUAGAAAAACUAUGGCUCAACGAAGAGUUUGUGAAUGAACCCUACAGCAGGCAUGUUGCAGAAGUAUUAAGGAGAAACCAGAGAUUAAGAGAGUUAUGGUUGUGCCUAAUAUAUCCACAGAACGAAGCAUUAAGAAUGCUAUAUAAGGGGCUCAAACAUCCAGACUGUAAAGUAGAAAGACUCUGGCUAGUUGGAAACACCAUGACCGAAUUUUGCAGCAUGGACCUUGCAAAAGUAUUCAGAAAAACCCAGAGAUUAAGAGAGUUGUGGUUGUGGCUCUGCAAGCCAGAUGACAGAGUGGUGGAGAUACUUUGUGAGGGGCUUCAACACCCAGACUGUAAAGUAGAAAAACUAGGGAUUCAUGAAGAUUUUGUGAAGUCCUGUAGCAGGCAUUUUUUAGAAGUACUCAAGAAAAAUCAGAGAUUGAGAGAGUUACAGUUAUUUCUCUACAUUCUAGAUGAAGAAGUAGAGGAAAUGCUAUGUGAGGGGCUCCAACAUCCAGAUUGUAAAAUAGAAAAACUAAGGCUUGAAGGGCAAUUCCUGAAAGAAUCCUUCUGCAGGCGUUUUGCUGAAAUACUCAUGAAAAACCAAAGAUUGAGAGAAUUAGAUCUGUUCCCCGACUACUUAGAUGACAGAGUAAUUGAAAUGCUAUGUAAGGGGCUCAAACAUCCAGAUUGUAAAAUAGAAAAACUAGGACUUGGUGCAAAAUUCUUGACUCAACCCUUCAGCAGGCAAUUUACACGUGUACUCAGGAUGAGAGACUUAGAGUUGUUUCCCACCUACAGAGAGGACAGAGCAGCAAAAAUGCUUCCUGCAGGGCUUAAAUAUUCUAACUGUAAAUUGAAAGCACUACGGAUUAAUGGAGAGUACAUGAAAGAAUACCUGGGAAGUCAGAUUGCAGGAAUUGUCAAGAUAAACCAGAAACUACGUGAAUUGCAUUUGCAUGGUGACUGCAUUAGUGACUACGAGAUGAAGCUGCUCUGGGAAGAACUGAAACACUCAGGGCAUAAGUUAAAGGAGCUAUGGUUGAAUGGAAAACAUAUUGUACAGAAGGGUGAAUGGAUGGACCCGGAACAUGUAGCUAGAGCCCCCAGUGUAAAUGCUGCUUCUUUGUGCUUGCUUGUUUGAUCUAGUUUUAUUUUUGUGUAGAAUACGGUUAGGAAGAGUUGGAAUUUAAUAUAUUUCAAAUGAAAGUCUGAAGAACAUUCUUUACAGAAAACACUUAAUCUGAACUGAGGACUUUUCUCUCUUUUCAGUUGAAAAAUGCAACAGGAAUGAAAGCACACAAACCUAUUAAUGAAAAUGUGGACAAUAAAACAUAAUUUAUUGAUCUUUUGAAUCUUCAAAAUAUAAAGGGAUUCAAAAUACAAAGGGAAAACCAGUGAAAUUUGGGAGGACAUAUCAAUAGCUAAUGAACUAAUCGAAUAAUGAGACAAUAUACUUAUGGCAAAAAUGGCUGAUCUGCAUGGCCAGAUAGCCUAGUCAGGUGUUUGAACCCCAACCAUUUCCAAGGGGAGGAUGAGACAGCAAUAGCAAUAGCACUUAGACUUAUAUACCACUCCAUAGUGCUUUGCACAACUCUCUGAGUGCUUGACAAAUGUUAGCAUAUCUGGGACAAAAAUAAGGAGAAUCUAGGUCUUAUUUUACCAACCUUGGAAGGAUGGAAGGGUACGUAAACCUGGAGCCAGUCAGAAUGGAUCUCCUAGCCAUGGGCAGAGUUAGCCUACAAUACUGCAUUCUAACCAUGGCACCACCAAGGCUCCUAGUAUGAUGUUAUCCUAUACUCCAAUCUUCCUGCUUCAAUAUGAAAAAUAAAGUCAUUUCUGGCUUUUUCCAGUCCAGAAGUGCUCCCCAGUUUGCUUCUUCUGCUCUUCUUCCAUCUGAGCAACUCCUGCCCUUCAUGCACCCACUGGGUGUUGUGGCAGGGAUGGUCCCUCUCCCGGGAUAAUGGUUGCUGCCCUGCAUACUGUAGACAUUCACUGGAUAUAUAGAAAUUAUAUUGUCCAUUAUGCUUAAUAAUUUCCAAUGCUUAAAUAUGCUUGCAUGAGGAACAGGGCUAGGAAAGAUUGGAAUUUAAUAUUUUUAUUUAAAGGGACAUCUUUGUCCACAGAUUUUGCCUUGAUUAAUUUCUGAUGUGUCAUUGAUUUUGACUGUACUGCAAUUGCUUCAUUUACUGUAACUGAUUAAUCUGCUUCAAUUGUUAUGAAAUAUAUAUAUAUCACCGGAGCAGAACAUACUUAGCUCAGGCCUGAAUCCAACAUGUAAGUCUGAUUUUACAUGUAGUUCUCACAAUUUUUCUAUAAAUUGUUUCUGGUUUGCCUGUCCCCCAAUAAAUUUUGAACUGAUUCUUUUCAGUGUAAUUUAUCUCAGAGGCCAUCCUCUUUCUACUGGAUGAAGGUUUAUAAAAUUAAAAGCAUAAGCAAACUGAACUUCCAAGAAGUGGGCAUUCUGAUUCUUCAAACAAGAUAGAAACCCUUUGAGAUUCUGUCUUUAGAAUGGCCAGAAGCACCAAACCAGUUUUAGUAUUUUCAAAUAAGCUGCACAGUUCUAAAAUAAUUGCAAAACCAAGGCAAUUAUUAGAGACUUUAUUGAAUUAGGAAACCCUGUAAGACAAAAUGGAGCAACUCAUUUAUAAGUUGCUGGGCGGUAAAAUACAAUUAAGAAACUAAACAAAUUAAAUAUUCUAUGAUUAAACUGAUGCAGAAUUUGAACGGAAGAAUUGGUAUGCAACAACAAGAAUUUCAGUGGGAAAAAAUAUAAAAUUUACAUUAUAUUUGAUGAAAACCCAGUACAAGACGUUUCAUUGAUCAUGUAUUACUCCAGUUCUCAAUUAUUAAAAUUGUUGGACAUGUCAUGAUCAGAUUUGAUUAUUUCACAUACGGUGGUGAUAUUAUGAAGCCAGGAAUUUUGCAGAAUGCUUUAUAAUAGAUUGAAACAAGUUCUACAGCUGGAAAUUCCUCUUCAGCCAGCCACUUAAAAAAAGUAAGUAUUAUUAAACCUUCCAUUCCUACACACUGAACUGGCCCUGCAUAUGGUUAUAGCUGCAAGGACGCUCUAGAAAUCAUAUUGAAAGGCACAGGCAGCUCUUGCAGCUAGUCCUUACUUAAUGUACACUCAGCGAUUGUUCAAAGUUACAUCAGCCAAUUUUGGUCACCAUAUUACAAAAAAGAUGAGAGUUUGGAAAAAAAUCAGAGAAGAGCAACUCAGAUGAUUAAAGGCCUGGAGACUAAAAUAU